AGAGGUCUCAGGCCAAGCCUGGAGCAGGAGCCCAAGGAGGGCAGUAAGCGGCUCCUGGGCUGGUGGCUGAGCUGAGGGCCCCUGUCCAAACUUCUUUGCUCCCCACCCCUGCAGCGCAAGCAUCAGGAAAUCCGAGCCAUGAGAAGUCAACUCAAAAAGAUUGAGGACCUGGGGGCUGCCAUGGAGGAGGCCCUCAUCCUGGACAACAAGUACACAGAGCAUAGCACUGUGGGCCUGGCCCAGCAGUGGGACCAGCUGGAUCAGCUGGGCAUGCGCAUGCAGCACAACUUGGAGCAGCAGAUCCAGGCCAGGAACACAACAGGUGUGACUGAGGAGGCCCUCAAAGAAUUCAGCAUGAUGUUUAAACACUUUGACAAGGACAAGUCUGGCAGGCUGAACCACCAGGAGUUCAAAUCCUGCCUGCGCUCCCUGGGCUAUGACCUGCCCAUGGUGGAGGAAGGGGAACCUGACCCUGAGUUCGAGGCAAUCCUAGACACAGUGGAUCCAAACAGAGAUGGCCACGUCUCCCUGCAAGAAUACAUGGCCUUCAUGAUCAGCCGUGAAACUGAGAACGUCAAGUCCAGUGAGGAGAUUGAGAGCGCCUUCCGGGCCCUCAGUUCAGAGGGAAAGCCUUACGUGACCAAGGAGGAGCUCUACCAGAACCUGACCCGGGAACAAGCCGACUACUGCGUCUCCCACAUGAAGCCCUAUGUGGACGGCAAGGGCCGCGAACUCCCCACUGCAUUCGACUACGUGGAAUUCACCCGCUCACUCUUUGUGAACUGAGCCGCUCCCUGGUCACCCACCCCGCACUGCUUGCCCCAUGUCGCCUUGCUGCAUGUCCACUCCCAUAUGCUCGCUCUUUCCACAGUAACCUUAAGCCUGCUUAGCUUGGAAUAAGACUUAGUAGAAAAUGGUGCUUCACUAACCCGCUUCUGGUCCAGUCACAAUCACCAUGUCACUGUGGGGACCCAGAUCCAUGUCUUGAAGCAGCUGCCCUCAUUCCGACUUCAGAAAAAUCAAAGCAGCUGGCUCCCUGCCUUCUUGUUCUCCCUUCCUUCCUCCCCCAACUCUGUUUUCAUGUAAAAGACAAAUAAAUGACAACUCUUCACCCAAA
Molecule: messenger RNA, 1117 nt
Organism: Cebus imitator (Panamanian white-faced capuchin)
Lineage: Eukaryota; Metazoa; Chordata; Mammalia; Primates; Cebidae
Product: spectrin alpha chain, non-erythrocytic 1-like
Exons: 5
Coding region: 139-786 (215 amino acids)
Biological process (GO): actin cytoskeleton organization
Cellular component (GO): plasma membrane; cortical actin cytoskeleton; cell projection
Molecular function (GO): calcium ion binding; actin filament binding
Source: RefSeq, a predicted model, not a curated record